GCUGCCUUCCCGAACUCCUCGUGCAUUAUGGCGCCGCUCAUUUCGCAGCAUUCCUUAAAGCGAACUCGGGGCAGUCCGGAUUUCGGGCAAAUACAAAUAAAUAAAGGCAUAAGUGGACUACGGAGACGGUGUGUUUUGUGUGUAUUAUCAGGGAGCACCUUUUUUUAAUGGAAGCUAUUGCUAAAGUCAGCGUAAAAACACCGUGGAGAUGAAACGGGUUAAAAAAUGAGUAUACUGACUUGAUUUGGCUUGCUUAGUGAGCUGUUGUAAUGUCUUUAGAGAUAUGCUAUGCACAAGCGUUCCGCAAGAAGCAUAGAAGGUUUUACUUUUACUUAUCCAUGGAGCCAAGAUUUCUUUUGUUGUUGUUAUUGGAAAGAUAGUUUUAUUUUUCGUUCAAGCAUUUUUCGCAAGAAUCCUGAAUAUCGCAUAAUCGUCGCCAUUUUUCUUUUUGUAAAACGAACAAAUUAGCUUUCAUGUAGAGACAGCUCCGAAUACUGGGUUUUCAGACUCUGUUACACAGAAUCCACAUUGUCUCAACACGUGGAGCAGAUGCACAGAUCUAGCAAACUGAGUCCGUGGUAAAAACUAUACUUAAGCGCAAACAGAUGUGCCUUUAUAGUGCAGAAGAUGCUUACGCGGAAGCAAGCCCAACUGAGUUUAGUAAAACUUCUAGAAUACAAAACAAUUGGUAAAAUUGGCGAGGGAACAUUUUCUGAUGUUCUGAAGGUACAAAGUUUAAAAGAUGGGCAAUAUUAUGCAUGUAAACAAAUGAAACAGCAUUUUGAAAGUAUUGACCAUGUGAACAAUCUGAGAGAGAUACAAGCUCUAAGGCGACUGAAUCCACAUCCAAAUAUCCUUACGUUGCAUGAAGUGAUCUAUGACAAGAAAGCUGGUGCUGUUGCAUUAAUAUGUGAACUUAUGGAUAUGAACAUUUAUGAACUGAUCAAAGGGAGAAAAAAACCAUUGCCUGAAAGGAAAAUAAUGAGUUAUAUGUACCAGUUAUGCAAGUCUCUUGAUCACAUGCACAGGAAUGGAAUAUUUCACAGAGAUGUGAAACCAGAAAAUAUAUUAAUAAAGCAGGAUCUUCUGAAACUUGGGGAUUUUGGAUCCUGUAGAAGUAUACAUUCCAAACAACCCUAUACAGAGUACAUUUCUACACGCUGGUACAGGGCACCUGAAUGUCUUCUCACAGAUGGCUACUACAGUUACAAAAUGGACAUGUGGAGUGCUGGCUGUGUGUUCUACGAAAUUGCAAGUUUCCAUCCACUCUUUCCUGGAUCUAAUGAACUGGACCAAAUAUCAAAAAUCCAUGAUGUUAUAGGUACUCCUCCUAAGAAGACUCUCAAUAAGUUCAAGCAGUCGCGAGUGAUGAGCUUUGAUUUUCCCAUCAGAAAGGGGAAAGGAAUCUCUCCAUUUAUGCCUAGUUUGACCAACAAGAGCUUAACUCUUAUGUAUGCAAUGAUUCAAUAUGAUCCUGAUGAGAGAAUCUGUGCUCAUGAAGCACUACAGCACCCUUACUUCAGAGAGUUGAGGUUGGCAGAGAAACAAGCUUUGACCAUACGCAGAAAAAUGAGAUUAACAGAAAACCCUUCAGAAAGAGAGAGUCUCAGCUUGCAUCGUAUUUCAAAGGAGGAUCAAAGGCAGAACUUCCUUAGGAAAGCCCAGGAGAAUCCACUGGGAUGUCAUGGAUUUCCCUACACAGUGGAGUUGCCAAAACUGACUGUUCCUGCAGUAACCAACUUGACUUCUUACCCUAAUCCUCCAUUUCAGUCAGUUUUUACCCUCCCAGCAACCAACGGACAAGUCCAAGUGUUGCAGCCUAUAACAUAUUUUGGGACACAUCGCAAGUCUGAAAGACAGAAGGAAUUUAAAUCUCCUGUGAAACAGUACCACUUGCCUGCUCUGGAAAAAAGAGGCGGAGGAUAUUGAUGAACUAAGAAAUCCCUUGUGCUCUCCAAUACUCUUAAAAGGUACACCAACAGCAAUAGUGCCUUAUCUUCUCAAAUGCUGCAGCAAGAUGCUACAGGUUUUUUGGUACUUUUCUUUUUAAGAAAAGGAGCCAUCUACAUACACACCAUUUUUGUAACAUAUUUCAAUUUGAUUUUUUUAAAGCUCUAUAUACAAUUUUAUUUCCUCUUAAGUGGGUCAUUUGUUCAAUUGUGCUACACUGAUAGGAAUGAAAUUGUUACUGCUUUUAUAUUAAAUACUAUAUAGUGCUUAUUUAUGAAGUGUUGAAACUCAAUUUGUGUAUUUUUGCAAAUGUGACUGUAGAAAUGUAAUCAAAGCAACAGGUAGGUAUUUGGUAGUUUCAGAACCUGAGUCUUGUUAGUAUCUUCUGGAAUAUGUUACACCCGAUUUGAGUGUAAUCUUGUGUAAAUAUUUUUUUAAAUUAUGUGGAUGGGCAGAUUAUUUCUGUAUUGAUUAUUCAUCGGAUUAAGUCAGUCUUGCUGCUGUUCUCAAUGUUUUCCUACAGUCUGGAAGUUUGAAUGGUGUAAACAUGCGUUAUGAGUUGAAGUAUGAUUUGUCAUGUGGACGUAGCUCAAUACAGUUUGAUUUCAAGGAA
Rhineura floridana is the source of this 2563-nucleotide messenger RNA. It is a transcript of the gene MOK, whose product is annotated as MOK protein kinase. Gene Ontology annotation, cellular component: cytoplasm; nucleus. The record is from RefSeq and is a predicted model, not a curated record. Gene Ontology annotation, molecular function: protein serine/threonine kinase activity; ATP binding. The coding region runs from base 628 to 1929 and encodes 433 amino acids. NCBI's taxonomy places the organism in Eukaryota, Metazoa, Chordata, Lepidosauria, Squamata, Rhineuridae. The transcript is spliced from 14 exons. Gene Ontology annotation, biological process: intracellular signal transduction; protein phosphorylation.